Messenger RNA from Setaria italica (foxtail millet), 873 nucleotides. Its product is annotated as multiprotein-bridging factor 1a. The coding region runs from base 150 to 578 and encodes 142 amino acids. Gene Ontology annotation, cellular component: nucleus. The record is from RefSeq and is a predicted model, not a curated record. The transcript has 4 exons. Gene Ontology annotation, molecular function: DNA binding. NCBI's taxonomy places the organism in Eukaryota, Viridiplantae, Streptophyta, Magnoliopsida, Poales, Poaceae.
UAUCUUCUUCUUGGUCCUCCGCCUCCACCUCCACCACUUCGCGUGCUCGAGUCGCGUUCCGUGUAGAGAGAGAGAGAGAGAGAGAGGCUGCCGGGCCGGAGAGUCAGCGACAGCGAAGGAGAGAGGAAGGGAGCCAGAGAGGGAGAGGGAUGGCGGGGAUCGGACCGAUCAGGCAGGACUGGGAGCCGGUGGUGGUGCGGAAGAAGGCGCCCAACGCCGCCGCCAAGAAGGAUGAGAAGGCCGUCAACGCCGCGCGCCGCUCCGGCGCCGAGAUCGAGACCAUGAAGAAGUACAACGCUGGGACGAACAAGGCGGCGUCCAGUGGCACAUCCCUCAACACCAAGCGGCUCGACGACGAUACUGAGAAUCUUACCCAUGAGCGUGUCCCAAGUGACCUGAAGAAAAACCUCAUGCAAGCAAGGCUGGAUAAGAAGCUGACUCAAGCACAGCUUGCUCAGAUGAUUAAUGAGAAGCCACAAGUGAUCCAGGAGUAUGAGUCGGGCAAGGCGAUCCCUAACCAGCAGAUUAUUGGCAAGCUCGAGAGAGCCCUGGGAACAAAGCUGCGUGGUAAGAAAUAACUUGCGAACUGGUGCACUGGAGCAGCAUGAAGCUGAAGAAGACAAGGCUAUCUGUCUGCUUAUUAUCUAUGCUUGGUUUUCAAAGUCAUGCAGACUAUUUCUGUGUUGGUACAUGAGUGAAUAACAGUGUCGUGGGUGGACCUUGUAAUGCUUUGCUGCUUUGAUGUGUCAUAUGACCUAGUGCGUAAGAGUUGCGCUAAGCUGUGAACUGAUAGCGUAACCUGCGUGAUGCUGGUGCAUGAUGAUGCUUUCUACUAGUGGUUGUUAAUGAUGUCUCAGCUGCUUGCCGGAGGUA